AUGGUGUUGGUUGAGAAUGAAAGGCCAAAAGUGUUGGUUUCGAGCACCGAAAUGGUUUCAAGAUCUUUGGACAAGUCUGCAAGUGGUUGUUGCUGUCGACAUUACCUCGACCUUCUUCCCUUCGAGCAGCGGGUCUUGAAGCGGAGCGUAUUCGGUGACACCAGAUCAAUCAUCAAGCACGCUCCCCGUACACGAGCGAGCAAGGAGAAAGCUGGCCCGGGCCGGUCACACACAAUGCAGAACGGGAGCAGGACAACGUCGUCGCAUGCGACGAGCGAAACGAUACACGCCGCCGGUGGCAGCACAGCCGUGCACGUAGAAGUACGCCUCAAACCUCACUCCACGGCUAGCGACGAGCAGGUACGGUCCGAAGUCAUCUCGUUCCUGACGGCUACGUUUACGACCUUACAAAGCGAAACAGAGGUCACAGAUUGGACCAGCUCUCCGUUCCUAAGUAUCAAUGUCAACAGGAUACGAAUCGCCGAAAUCGCCGCUUCCUCAUCAUCUUCGACCUCAACAGCAGUCUCUGUGACCGACGCAGCCCUACAGAUCCAUGUCUACCAACCGUCCUCGACCGACAUCAUCGACGAAUUCUCGGCUGCAGAUCCAAACGCCGACGACCCCGACGAGACCACCGCAGCUGCUGUCUCUGAACUUCCCAACCUCUCCCUCGACGGUAUAUGGGAUACGCUCAUCUACUCGGACGACAUCAAACCCAAACUGCUCAACUACAUUUACACCACGCUCCUCUUCUCGGAUGCCUCUGUCGAUUUCAAUCUCGUCUCUUGGAACCGCGUGGUUCUGCUGCAUGGACCACCGGGAACGGGCAAGACGUCGCUCUGCAAAGCCUUGGCACAAAAGCUCGCCAUCCGGUUAUCGCAUCGCUAUUCCCACGGAAAACUGGUCGAGAUCAACUCGCACUCGUUGUUCAGCAAAUGGUUUUCGGAGUCCGGAAAACUCGUACAGCGGUUGUUCAGCAUGAUCACGGAGAUGGUGGACGACGAAGAGGCGUUUGUGGUGGUGCUGAUCGAUGAAGUGGAAUCUCUCACCGCAGCUAGAAGCGCCGCUGCGCAAGGUAGCGAGCCUACGGAUUCGAUCCGUGUGGUCAACGCAUUGCUGACGCAGUUGGACAAGUUGAAGCACAGGAAGAACGUGCUGAUCAUGACAACGUCCAACAUGACAGAUUCAAUCGACAACGCGUUCGUCGAUAGGGCCGAUAUCAAGCAGUACGUCGGCUUGCCUCCGGCAGAGGCGGUGUAUUGGAUCCUGGAGAGCUGCUUGAAGGAGUUGAUGCGAGUCGGAUUGGUGGGCCAGGUGAGUUUGCCGAAGUAUCAGGAUGUAUUACGAUCGCAGAUGGCGCUGGAGACGGACGACGAGCUGCCAGCAGCUGGUGCGGAGAGCAGGGCAGGAGAAAAGCUGCUAGAGAUCGCAAACGGCUGCAAAGGAUUGUCGGGGCGAUCGUUGAGACGGUUGCCUGUGCUUGCGCAUGCACACCACAUCGGCAUGGCACAAGCACCCAUCGAUUGCGAGAUUUGGCUCGAGGCUAUGGCGAAAGCUCUGCAUGACACCAGGAAACAAGGCGCGAUCACUGGUAUCUAG
This is a messenger RNA of Pseudozyma hubeiensis SY62, 1599 nucleotides long. RefSeq lists its product as hypothetical. The transcript has a single exon. Gene Ontology annotation, cellular component: chromosome; nucleus. The record is from RefSeq and is a predicted model, not a curated record. The coding region runs from base 1 to 1599 and encodes 532 amino acids. Gene Ontology annotation, biological process: meiotic recombination checkpoint signaling; reciprocal meiotic recombination. Gene Ontology annotation, molecular function: ATP binding; ATP hydrolysis activity. NCBI's taxonomy places the organism in Eukaryota, Fungi, Basidiomycota, Ustilaginomycetes, Ustilaginales, Ustilaginaceae.